AUCCUUAAUUUCUUUUGUUCAGAUACGCCGUCUUCUUUGGCAAACCUCGAUAACAAUCCCUAAGAAAGGGCGAGAACUGCAAAUCAGGCCAAAGAAGCUCAAUCCUUCAUGGCGCCGAAGGCAAAAGAGAAACCAAAGCCCUCACCAACUCCGGCUGCACAGCCGGCGAUCGCCAUUGAAGAUUUGUUCACCAAUCUUAAUCGGCACAUCCAAGAUUCAAAAAACGAGCAGGCUGUUAAAGUCGCAGAUCAAAUUCUCUUAAUUGCACCAAAUGAUGAGGACGCGAUUCGUUGCAAGGUUGUGGCUUUGAUUAAGGCUGAUAAUGUUGAUGAAGCUCUUUCAGCUAUUGAAACUUAUAAGCGACUUCCAAUUGAUUUCAGCUUCUUCAAGGCAUACUGCUUAUAUAGACAAAAUAAGUUAAAUGAAGCCUUAGAGUUGCUGAAAGUCCAGGAAGGAGACACUGCAAUCAUGCUUCUAAAAUCUCAGAUUAUGUCACGGUUGGGAAAGAUGGAUGCUUCUCUGGAAAUAUAUCAAAAGCUUCAAAAAUCAAAGAUAGAUUCACUGGAGAUAAAUCAUGCUGCAAGCUUGAUUUCUGCUGGAAGGGCUUCUGAGGUGCAAGGAAUGUUGGACUCGCUCAGGGUGAAAGCAACUAGCAGCUUUGAGCUAGCAUAUAACACUGCUUGUUCUCUGAUAGAGAGGAAAAUGUAUACAGAUGCAGAACAACUCCUGCUUUCAGCUCAAAGAAUUGGUACAGAGACAUUAAUGGAAGAAAAUAUGACAGAAGAGGAUAUAGAGGGUGAAUUAGCACCUAUAGCUGUCCAGUUGUCUUAUGUGCAACAGCUAUUGGGAAAUACACAGAAAUCUUAUGAAUCUUAUACCGAAAUUAUAAAGCGGAAUCUAGCAGAUGAAACAUCACUUGCCAUAGCAAUAAAUAAUCUUAUACCAUUAAAAGGUCCUAAAGAUGUGUCUGAUAGCCUAAAGAAACUGGACCGGUUAAUAGAAAAAGGCGGUGGACCUCAAAGCUUCCAGCUUGCUCAUGGGCUUGAUUUAAAGCUCCUCCAACACCAAAAGGAGGCUAUAUAUAGUAAUAAACUUCUUCUGCUUCUCCAAUCAAAUCGGAUGGAUCAGGCUCGGGAGCUUGCUGCUGCUAUCCAGGAAAUGUUUCCUCAAAGCAUAAUGUCCGUGCUUCUACAAGCUGCAGUCUUGGUAAGAGAGAACAAGUCAGGAAAAGCUGAGGAGCUACUAGCACAAUACGCUGAAAAGCUUCCCGAAAACUCAAAACCUCUCCUCCUAGCAAGAGCACAAAUUGCCGCUGCUGCAGGUCACCCUCAAAUCGCUGCAGAAUCUCUUUCAAAAAUACCCGAUAUCCAACACAAUCCCGCAACUGUAGCAACACUCGUAUCCCUAAAAGAACGCGCAGGAGACAUAGACUCUGCAGUUUCCAUUCUCGAUUCAUCAGUCCAGUGGUGGUCAAACGCCAUGUCCGAAGAUAACAAACUGAGCAUCAUAAUGGAGGAAGCAGCCGCAUUCAAACUUAAACACGGAAGAAAAGAAGAAGCUGCCCGUCUGUACGAAGAACUCGUUAAAAGUCACGGAACCACAGAUGCAUUGGUUGGACUCAUUAAAACCGUGGCUUACACCGAUAUCGAGAAAGCAGAACUGUACGAGAAAAAACUCAAACCUCUGCCCGGUUUGAAAUCAGUGGACGUGGAUGGUUUGGAAAAGACUUCUGGGGCUAAGCCGGGUGAAAAUGUGGUUAUUACUGAACCGGCUGAACAUAAGAGUAAGGAAAAGGGGAAGAAGAAAAGGAAGAGGAAACCCAGGUAUCCGAAAGGGUUUGACCCGGCUAAUCCGGGUCCUCUACCGGAUCCUGAAAGGUGGUUACCUAAGAGGGAGAGGUCUAGCUAUAGGCCUAAAAGGAAGGAUAAGAGAGCGGCUCAGGUUAGAGGGUCACAGGGUGCGGUUGUGAAAGAAAUGGCUGCUGCUAACUCGAAAGCUGCGAAUACAAAGGCAGUGGUGGAGCCGGCUACUAAGCCUUCUUCGGGUAAGUCUUCGAAGAAGAAAUCGAGGAAGUAAGUCAUGAAAGCUUUGAUGAAAUGAAAACUGAUCUUUUGAGUUUUAUUUUCAAGCCAAUGUUCUUUAAACUUAUAUCUUAUUUCAGAAUAUAAUUUUUCUUUUUGUAUAACUGAGAUUUUACCAUUAAUUUGGUUCAUGUUGGACUGAA
This is a messenger RNA of Impatiens glandulifera, 2224 nucleotides long. Its product is annotated as signal recognition particle subunit SRP72. Gene Ontology annotation, cellular component: signal recognition particle, endoplasmic reticulum targeting. The coding region runs from base 109 to 2076 and encodes 655 amino acids. Gene Ontology annotation, biological process: SRP-dependent cotranslational protein targeting to membrane. Gene Ontology annotation, molecular function: ribosome binding; protein binding; 7S RNA binding. The record is from RefSeq and is a predicted model, not a curated record. NCBI's taxonomy places the organism in Eukaryota, Viridiplantae, Streptophyta, Magnoliopsida, Ericales, Balsaminaceae. The transcript has 6 exons.